AUGUCGAGUUCAACAUCGCUCGCAAGGCUGCGGCAGAAGUCGCCGGGCAAGACACCGACAUGGCGUGAUCUGGUGCGGACUGGGCGCAGUGGAGGCCACGUGGUCAUCGAGAAGCUAUCGCCAGCGUUUGCAUCGGUGCGGCGCAAGAAAAAGCGGCGGAAGCGCAAGCACAAGUCGCGGCCACAACAACGUGACGGCGGAAGCCAGUCGGCGACAAGUGGCGGUGAGUGGGGUGACGCCCACGGCGUGGCUCACGGUCUCGCCCAGGUUCCACUAGACUCGCUCAUCGAUCUGCAGAAGCACUUGGUCGCGCAGUCGCGCCGGCUUGCGUCGCAGGAAGAGGAGCUCCGCGCCGUGCGGCGCAAGCUCGCCGAUGUCGGAUCUGGCGAAGCUCGUGCGCCUGAGCGUCCGCACGAUGCUGGUCGUGGGGCUGUCGGCAGCGCGGACACAGCCCAGGGCGACCUUGGUGUCGUCAAGGUUGUCCAUCCGCUGGAAAACGAGGCCGUGGCGCUGUCGGACUCGCUGUUGAGUCUACGGCCGCCGUUCACGCCGGGCGGGAAGCCCAACUCGCCGCGGCGCGUGCGCCCGGGCACGACGGUCCACAUUCCACCGCCGUCACCGACUCGGCCUGUCGAAAGCCUGGCCUGCUCCGGCGCCGGCCAGCCCGGUCCUGUGUCGCAGGUCCCGCGCAUUGCCGUCCGACUCGACGCCGUGGACGAUGCCGGUGAGCUCGAGGCAGGCUCGCUCGACGCGCUCGUGGCGUCGCUUCAGAAUCAGCAGCGGGCGUACGACGCGUCGCGCAAGUCUGGUCGGUCACAAUACCUGCCGCUUGUGCGGCAGCUCGAGACGAGCAGAGGCGGCAGCAGCGCAGGCAUGGGCCCCGGCCUGCCGGGCGUCCCGCGAGUUCGAGUCUCGCUCCGCGAGCUUGAGCAAUGAUGGCGGUGGCCAAGUUAGCGAAUGAUCUGCCGCGGCGAGGUCUGGAGGGCAGCAAGGAGCCAGUCAAUCGCCUCCGUCACACCGGUGCCGUCCUUGGCGCAGAUAGGUGCCACGUGCAUGUUGUGGUCGGGCACGUCGGUGACCCCAAAGGCGUCAGCCACCACGUCGGGGUCGAUGGCGUCGUCCUUAUCCAUCUUGUUGCACAGCAGGAGAACUGGCG
Molecule: messenger RNA, 1156 nt
Organism: Thecamonas trahens ATCC 50062
Lineage: Eukaryota; Apusomonadida; Apusomonadidae
Exons: 3
Coding region: 1-936 (311 amino acids)
Source: RefSeq, a predicted model, not a curated record